AGUGCUAAACGUUGAAGCGUUAGUUGACAAAAUGCAUGUGGAUCGGAUGCAGAGUAAUCAAUCAGAGUUCUGCUGGGAGAUUCACUGGUGCCUCAUUCCUUUAACCUCUGCAAGUCUGGGUAGCAAGAAGUGUUUUUUUUAUUAAAAUACAGAUUAUUUUUCACAUGGCUAGCUGCUUUAUUAAUGGAGGAGCUGCUGUUGGAUUGGGUGAGGCAGGAAAACCCUGUUCUACCAGUUUGGUUUUGACAAGAACAAAACUCCCUUUUGCAAAAGCUCAUUUGAUCAUACAGCUACUGGGUAGUUAACACUGCUUUAGUGAGAUCACUGAACUCUAGUUCCUGUUCUUAACAUAGUUCUAGUUUCACUGGAACUGCAGACAUUCCCCCACCCCCACCCCUAGGGAUUGGCUAUUCCGGUCAUGUGACCUAGACACAAAACGGGAGCUGUCAAUACAGUGGAGCAGCAGAAGGGAAGAUGACUCUGGGCUGAAAGUUCAGUUCCGGUGGUUUUGAUUUCAUAGGCACAACAAAUGAACACCACAGAAGCGAUGCGGUGUUGUAUUACCUGCACGCUGCUGUAGGUGUCAUUUCCAGUGUUAGUGCAUUCUGCACUGUCGAGUGUUUAACAGCUCCGGACGGUGUCUCCUCCUCUCCAGCGCUGAGAAGAUGGAGCAGGCCUUCGUGCAGCUGCAGGAGCAGUUCUUCAGACUGCGGGCGCUGUGCAUCAGACAAGCAGAGAUGCUGGACAGACUGACAGCCAGGCAGGGCUUCCCAAACGACGCUGGCAUGCCGGUCUCGAUGCCCAUUCAGUGCACCGAAGGAGACCGGAACCGCUCCGAAGGGCCCUUCAGGAAUCGGGAGCCGCUGCCGACGCCGGGCCAGGUGGAGAAGCCCCCCAACCCCGCUGGAGACCACCGCCGGGGCAACUACAACGUCAAAUACCCCCCCGGCACGGACGAUUACGACGUCCUAGCCAACGGGCUGGAAGGGAUGCAGAUCCACUGCCUGGCCAGGAAAACGGGAAACAAAAAAGAUUUUCCGGCUCAUCCUCUUCAUCAUCAUCGUCAUCAUCAUCUGUUAGGUGGUGCUGAUUCUGACCGGAAAACCGCUUCACCGCCCCCUGCUGGCGCCAAUGGGGUACUGCAGGCUGGUCGGCAGACGGGUGUGAAUCAUGUGGCGUGUCCUGGAGGCCUUUAUAGACCAGAGGAGGCAGCUUGUGGUUCAGAAACGGUCUGUAAAAAAGACUGGCUGGAGCCAGAACUGGAGCAGAGAGGCCAUUUCGAGAUGCCGUGGACGCCGGGGUGUCAGCUGGACAGCGAGGCGCUGCAGCUCGGGGGGAUCCUCCUCUCCAACGUCACCCUGAACUCUCAGGUCUGCGAGUUCUGCCAAGCAGUGUUCCCCAGCGAGACCACCACGAGGGGGGAGUACCUGCGGCACAUCACCGCACACAUCACAUAGAGACCUGAGACCUCUACUGCACACAUCACCUAGAGACUAGUACUGCAUGUAUUACCAUGUAGCUGUGUAGAGUGUCUGGAUCUGUCCUGACAUUAAAAGGUGUUUUUUUUUUUUUUUUUUUUUAAUCCCUUUUAAGCAGCUUUCAUUGCAGAAUAUCCUGUCAUCUAACAUGUACUGUCUCGGCACUGAUACCCUGUAGCUGUGCGUGGAGCAGCAUCAUGUCCUCGCUGUCAUUUAAGGAAGCUAAUAAACUAACCCAUUCACUAAAUCUUGCCUGGAAUGCAGUGGUGUUUUUGAAGACCUCGAGAAAGACUUCUAAUCAAAAUGUUUGCAUAGAAUUGUAUCCCUUUUUACUUUUAGAAUGGGCAGAUUACUGCCAGUAGGAUUUCUGCUGGCCCUGCUUGCAGCCAGCAGUAUCAUUCUUUCUAGAACGACAUGUUUCUAUAAUCUUAAAGCCAAUAACACAUAAAUAUAUCUCUUUCUUAAGCCCUGAUGUUAAUCAGCUUCCAGCCCAAUUACUGGCAACAAGAAACCCCAAUAGGCUCCUGCCAAUAAACAACUAACUGUCCCUAUAGACCCUCCAUUUAGCAUUACUAGUACCACAUGUACUACCAUUAUUUUAUGGUACUGUGAUGCAAACACGUGGAUGACGUGAACAGCAGCGUGUCUGAACAUGCAUUAUUUAAGCAGUACUGUAUCGGAUUUCAUGCUCUCGGUUUGUGUCGCUGUCUGCAGAUCUUGUAUGAUGUUCGCUGGCAUACCGAGCGGUGGUUCUUGCUGUUGGUUGAAGGUUGUGUUUUUUGGCAAGUCUGUGUUAAUGCGAGGGUGAGUUAAGGAGCUGCUCUUCGGUCCUAGUUGCCCGUCAUGGACAUAUGCAAUGCAGGCUAACCAAAACGACUUUAUUGGUAAGCACCAGCCUGCAAAACUCAAACUGCAUCCCAAGGGGCAGAUCAAAGGAUGGCUCUGGCUCUUCUCUGUACCUUUUUAAGGUACAAGGGGAUACGUGUCCCACAGAUUGAAACGACGCUGGCUUUAUUUCUGCAAUGAGGUGCGCCAAACAACAGGGGUUUGAAAUGUACCGUCAGGUGCGUCCAAAUGGUCAGUUUCCUCCUCGCGAUGCUUGAGUCUCUCUCCGAUGUAUUUUAAGAAGAAACAGUUUGAACAAGCGCUCAAUUCCUUGGCUACCUCAAGGGGUUAAGACACUUUGACAGACACAGUAUUUAUCUCUCUAUGGCAGGCUUUCAGAAUGGAAGAACAGCUCCUGAAUUCAGACCAAAACAUCUUCACACAACCCUAUCAAAACUAAAUACAGUAUAUGAGUAACUGCAAACAUCAUUAAGAUAAAGGGACACUUUAUAUAACCUGCUGCUCUCUGUUAAGGUCAAUCAGGAUGCACAAGGAAUUGUUUUAUAAACCAGACUGCUUGGAUUGAUUCUCCCUGGCUGCCGAUCGGAGCCUAGCAGUGCUUCAGCCUUCUCAGUUUUAAUGGCUUUGUUAGCAGAUGGGAAGCAUCCUGAUUUUUGUAUUCCAAAAAUAUUGUAUUCCAGUAUGUGUGGUGCUGUAACUGCUUUGGCAAUGCUGCUGAUGUUAGUCAUGCCAAUAAAGCACCUUUGAGUUUGAAUACUGUCUAUAGUUGAUGUGAUGCAGCCAUGUGGCUUGCAUCUGCUUGGAUCAGAGGGAAGUGGAGUCAGAUUACAAUUGGCUAUGCUGUUUAGAUAUUCUUACGUAACUAUAUAUAUAUAUAUAUAUAUAUAUAUAUAUAUGUUAUUAUAGAGAUAAAGAUUAGGUGCAAUCUAAUUUUCACCGACCCAGGGUCGUGGAGUGGAGAUCUGUAUGUAUUUAUUGCUCCCUAUACAAUAUUCUACAGGGAUUUGUGAACAAGAUUUCUCUUUUGGAAGUAUAGGGAUCUGGUCAUCUUCAAGGUGAUUGCUCACAACACAUGAAUUCCAUGAAUCUGGCCUGUCAUUUCAAUUCCAUUUCUAUAGGUCUGUGUAGGUGUGCAGCUUUGAAUGUAAUAGUGGUAUGAAAAAG
Molecule: messenger RNA, 3488 nt
Organism: Acipenser ruthenus (sterlet)
Lineage: Eukaryota; Metazoa; Chordata; Actinopteri; Acipenseriformes; Acipenseridae
Product: TRAF family member-associated NF-kappa-B activator-like
Exons: 4
Coding region: 666-1457 (263 amino acids)
Biological process (GO): canonical NF-kappaB signal transduction
Source: RefSeq, a predicted model, not a curated record